GAAAACGCAGUUACAGAAAAAUUGAGAAGCGCCUCUUAAAGGCACCACACCCUGGCCGAAUUCAUUUCCUUUUUGCGUGUUGACCACGGCGCCUCUGUCCCGGGAGUUCCAGGGACCCUCAUUCCAGUCUCUGCGCCCCCUUCUCCCCCGAACCGCGUAAAGAGUUGGAAAGGCAGUCAUCUUAGACUCUCCUUGGGGAGCAGUUUGCCUUGGAAACAGCAGCGAAGACCUUUUAUUCCCCUUCCUCGCCUGUCACCCAGCCUGGCGACCUGGCUGUAACUGUCCUGCGGGAAGGGACCCUCGGUUCUCAUCUUGCGGCCACUUCUCCUCCAUCAAAAUACUUAAACCUGUCCAUGAGCCGAGAGAUUCAAGAUGUGGGUGCCUUGCAAAGGGUGGCUUUUCGGGAAGCUUUCUGUGUGGGAGGCAGUCGGGCUCAGAACUGGUGAAGAGAUGCCAGAAGGACCAUCUGUGAGGAAAUUUCACCAUUUGAUCUCUCCCUUUGUGGGCCAGCAGGUGGUCAAGACAGGGGGCAGCAGUAAGAAGCUAUACCCUGCCACCCUUCAGUCUCUGUGGCUCCAGGACACCCAGGUUCAUGGAAAAAAAUUAUUCCUUAGAUUUGAUCCAGAUGAAGAAUCGGGGUCCCCUGGUAGCAACCCACUGCCAGAGCCUCCACAGAAAGGAGCAAGGAAGGAAGAGACUGUGGCCCCAGAGCCAGCCUUGGGGCCCAGCAGACUCAAAACCUCUGAUGAAUCCUGUCCGUCUGUGGAGCUUGACCCCAGUGGAUCAGAUGUUCCCGAGGGUCUGGGGACAGAUGGCCCUGCAACAGGAGCCCCACAGUGGCUGCAGGUCAGCUUUGGUCUGUUUGGCAGUGUCUGGGUGAAUGAGUUCUCCAGAGCCACGAAAGCCAACAAGAGAGGUGACUGGAGGGAUCCUGUGCCCAGGUUGGUCCUACACUUUGGUGGUGGUGGCUUCCUGGCAUUUUAUAAUUGCCAGAUGUGUUGGAGCCCUUCUCCUGUGAUCAAACCUACCUGUGACAUCUUGUCUGAAAAGUUCCAUCGAGGACAAGCCUUGGAGGCUCUGGGCCAGGCUCAGCCUGUGUGCUAUACACUGUUGAACCAGAGAUACUUCUCAGGGUUAGGGAACAUCAUUAAGAAUGAAGCCUUGUACAGAGCCAGGAUCCAUCCCCUUUCUCUGGGCUCGCUCCUGAGUGCUUCUCGCCGGGAGGCCCUUGUGGACCAUGUGGUGGAGUUCAGUAUGGGCUGGCUUCAGGGAAAGUUCCAGGGCAAGCCACAGCACACGCAGAUCUACCGGAAGGAGCAGUGUCCUGCUGGGCACCAGCUCCUCAAGGAGCCCCUUGGGCCCCCAGGCGGGUUCCAGAGGCUCACCUGGUGGUGCCCACAGUGCCAGCCCCAGGUGCCCCCUGAGGAGCCACAGCAGCUCCAACACCCCUGAGGCACUCAGGCUCUUCUUGGUACUUGUCCUUGAGGACCAUGGGGCCUGUGUGUCCAGAAGGGAAGGUGUGGGCAGGGAUUGUGGGUGGCCACAGAGGACAGCCUGGGCUGUGAGGUGUCAGUAUUGUUUAUGUUCACUCUCUGGAUUGUGCCUGAGGCACAGAUUUCAUAGGGGUAGGUUUUCUUUUCUACUUCCGUUGAUUCUUCCUGAGGAAGGCAGUCUUCACAGGUGAGGGGAACACCCAGAAAGAUGGUAGAGCCCUAAAACCAACAGCCUGGGGGUGGGUGGGACAUGACUGUGUUCCCAGCAAGGCUUGGCAAGUGUCCUGUUUUGGAAAGUUUGGUUGAUCUUAAGGCUUUUGGUUUUGAGAAACAGGAAAACGGAAGUUUCUUUCCCUGUUGUCUGUUGUCUGUGGAGGGUCCUGGGGAUGAGGAUGGAGCUGCAGGAGAAAAGUGCUGGUCCAGCUCCUGCUGGCGUCUCCCGCCCAGUGGGGAACUCAGGGCCUGUCAGUUACCCUCCGGGGAUCCAGUGGCCUUUAAAGAGAAGCUAAAGCUACUUGUUUACUCCUUAAGUUGAAAUGUUUGUGGCUGUUGAUGCAUCAACAAUUCAGGAACCAAAGGACAUAGAGAAACAUUCCUCAGGUUGUUGGUAACUAAAUGAAGCUGGAAAGCAACAACAGGAAAAUAAAGCUCUUUGCUAUUUCUGUGUCAUCUUUAUUUGGCAGUAAAGGUUUUUUUGAUUGUUU
Marmota monax (woodchuck) is the source of this 2197-nucleotide messenger RNA. RefSeq names its product nei like DNA glycosylase 2 (gene Neil2). Gene Ontology annotation, cellular component: nucleus. The transcript has 5 exons. Lineage: Eukaryota; Metazoa; Chordata; Mammalia; Rodentia; Sciuridae. Gene Ontology annotation, biological process: base-excision repair. The coding region runs from base 373 to 1452 and encodes 359 amino acids. The record is from RefSeq and is a predicted model, not a curated record. Gene Ontology annotation, molecular function: damaged DNA binding; DNA-(apurinic or apyrimidinic site) endonuclease activity; zinc ion binding.